UUGAUGGAAGUCGCCGCGGCUUUAUAUUUAGAAUGUUUUUGAAGUCAGUUGUCGUAAGUGAUAAAAUUAAAAAAAAUCGUUGUGUGUGUAACAAAAACACUUAUAAAUAAGUCCCAAGCUUUAUCUAACGGUGUAAAUGUUAUCUGUAAACAAAAUUGCUUGUUAACCUUACUUUUUCAAAAUGUCUAUUUCUGUUGCAAAAAUUGUAAAUCUACCGCAAGCGGCUUUAAAAUUCUUAGUGAAAGAUGAAAUUGAAGAUGAACCCGUACGAGAAUACAAAACCAUUGGAGGGGUGCUGUCUGAUGCAGAUUAUGCGUGGUUAGCGAGCGGGCCCCGGUUAGAAAUCGUCCAUACCAGGACUGGGAGUAAAGUGGGAGCUUGGACUUUUGGCUGGGUUUUGAAAGACUCGAAUACGGAAGUAGUUUGUGUGGAUGAAAUUCAAAGACCUAACGGGAGGUUGCCAUUGUUGGCUGUGGGUCUAGAUUGUGAUUAUAGUGAUGGCAUGAUUUGUGUCUUUGAUUUUGUUACUUCCAAAAUUAUUAGAGCUAUACACAUAGAGGAUAAAAUUACUAGUUUACACGUUAUUGAUGCUGGAUAUGACGUAUUUACUUUACCAGGUCCUUUGAGAAACUUUGAUGGCAUUAUUGCUGUAGGAACAGCAGGAGGGAAUGUGUUUUUAGUAGAUGUUUGUAGACAGAUCUGUGAUGAAGCGUUAACACCUGGGGGUGUAAAUGAAAUAAGGGAUGAACUAAAUCCAUGUUCACUACAUGACGUUACUUCAAAGGAUUUGGGAAAAAUUGAACACCAGAAAGAAUUUGCAAUUAGAAAUAGUCACCACCUUGCAAUACAUUUAAACAUUGUUUUUGAUAAAUCAACAAAACACUUCAUCCUAAAGGGCCCUAAAGGAGAUGAUCGAAUUCAUGUUAAUAAAGAUGAAGUGGCAGUUAGCGCUUUGUAUUAUUGUCCCCAACUUGGUUCCUUGUUGGUAGGUUAUAAUUUUGGAGCCCUUCAACUGUAUAAUUUAAUGAAUUUAGAACUGGUGUAUACAUCUCCAGUGUGUGAUGAACACAUUCCUAUAUCACAUUUUGCAAUACAGGAACCUGCUGAUGAUCCUCGAGCUGUUUGUUAUAUUUGGGCUGUAUACAGUACAGAUGAGGAAUGCCCAACUUGCUUACCAUUAGCGGUAAUGUAUGCGUUUUGCUACCAAACUAAAGAAUACCAUGAAGGUUAUGGAUGUCUCUAUCAAGAUUUUAGUAGCGCCUCUGUUCACUAUCAAAUGGAACUUGGAGUUCCUUCAGGCCAUAAGAGAACGUCAAAAAAACGUGGGGGUAAUUGUUUAAAAGUAAAUUCAAUUGUGCAUGGUUCAGUAAAUAGGGAAGGACCUCAUCAUGAUUCAAAUGAAGACGUUCUCACGUUGUGUGUAUUUGUGUGGAACGUGUGGUUUAAAAAUAAGGAAACUGACACCUUUUUGGCCAUUUUUGAUUUAAAUCAGUGGUAUAAAGAACAAAUGCCAAAUGUUCCAAAACCGCAAUAUAGUUCGACUUACAUGCUUCAGUUGCAUCUAAACGAUCUAAUUAAUUCAGCAACUAACAAAAAUGCACCUAUUCUAAAUGUGUACACUAACAAAAAUUCCAUACAACAGUUUACAGGUGCUCAAAGAUUGGAAGAACACUUUUAUCCUAAUUCCAUUUCUUUUGAUAUGACGUGUUUGCGCGAAAGCGAUGUAAUUUUUCUUCACAAUUAUGGUGUGCAAAAAGCUUUGUUGGCUCAAAUUGAGUCUUCAGGUCCCUUGUGUCUAGUGGAAUCAGCAGACAUUUAUCAGGAAGUGAUUGGUUUGGGGCUUGUUCCAUUAUUCAUUGACUUGCCAGUUAAUACUCCCGUUUCUACAAACCAGCAGAGGGAAAUCAUAUUGGGGGCGGCUCUUGAAAAUCAUUUAAUGGGCUGGCUGUGCAAGUGUGCUUCAGAAUGGGCCAACGGAAGUUUUCUUUCAGCUGGGUGCUCCUUAGAUUUAUUAAUCAGUUGGGCGUUUCAAAGAGCAGCCACUCUUAAAACUAAUUGCGACAAAUUCUGUACCCCUCUUUUUGAUUAUUCGGAAGCGAGACCCGAUAAUAACACUAACAUCUUACUUAACAGUUGUACAAGGCAGUUGAAGAAUUUGUACUCUUUGUAUACGUUUGUUUUGAAAAAAUUAUCGAAUUAUGUUUCGAAUCUUGAACUAGUAGGGGAACAGUACAAGUCAUUGGAGACUGUUUCAGUAUAUUUUGAAGUUCUGCAGUGGUUACUAAACGUGGGUUUGUUACCAGAGUGUCCCCUUACUGCUUACCCACGAUCUGAUGAUUUAGAAAGGAUUAGUGCUCCUUAUCCCGCCGAAAUGUUGAUCGAUUUCUACAAUCACAGACGAGCGUUGUUGAAGAUUCUCAAUGAAGAAAACUUUGCGUCCUCUGAAAGUGUCCUCUUUAUUGAUGCUUUGAUAGAACGAGAAUGUGGAGGAAAUAUUUUACAAGACCAAUGGCGCAACGAUAAUGGAAACGGUUUAUAUCCACCGUCUUCAUUACAGGCACUAUUGAGGACCUACUUGAUCGAUAAUGUUGAUUUAUCGUACAAACACUCAGUUAUUAUUUAUGUAUUUCUGGACCUGGCAAUGACUUUAGACCAGGAGAGGUACAAACCUGUAAUAACCCAUUUGAUUAAAUUUCCAGCUGUUUUUAAAGUAAGCCCGAGUGUUAUAAAAAUUACCCAAGCGUUUUGGCAGUUGGAUCAUAGUGAUUUUAACACUGCUAUGGGACUUUUAUUAGACCCUCUUGUACUGUCAGAUGACUUAAGUCAGUGGCACCAUAAGGUGGUUUUACGAGCUUUGAUGCUGCAAAAACAACACAACUUUGCCUUGUUGUACGUCCAGGUUAGAAAACCUGUUCUGAAAGAUGACGAUGAUAUUUUAACUGCUAUAAGUUUAUAUGUGGCGAAUAACAUGCUAGACGAAGCGUUCUAUUUUGAGAAACACUGCAUUAAUCAAAAACAGGAAGAGAAAUUUCUUUGUCAUCUUUUCAAUGAAUGCAAGAAAAAUGAUAAACUAAGAUCACUGAUUUAUCGAUCGCUGAAUCCAGCAGACGAGAAUUUCUUUCUCACUUAUCUUACAAAAAGCAAACAGUGUUCGGCUGAGGAUCUUCACGUGUACUAUCACAUUUUGAGGUCCCACUUUAUCGAAGCUUUCGAAAGUCACGAAAAAUCAGUUCCGCACCAAAUCGAAAACCAGGGUUUAUUGGGUCAGGAAAACGCGAUACCUAGGGAUAAGUUGGUCCACAGCUUGAAGAAAUUAUUGCCGGAUGUUAAUCGCAAUCUUUUAAGUCUUUGUCAUAAGGAGAAAAAUAACACAUGGCUGCAAGUUUCAAGACCAACCCCGAUGUCUGUUUUUGUUCAUAAUGUUACCGAAAAUGUGCAGUAUAAGUCAACUCUAGUCGGGGCAGCGUUAGCGAAAGCUAGACAAACUUUUGCGGAAACUGUGACUAAAAAGUUUAGAGUCAAGACUGAAGAGACCCCAUUUUUGCGCACUCCAACUGUGACACCAACCGCAACGAGAUCUUCAGCUGUCAUUGUAAAUCCUAGAGUUGUUGAUAUGGAGGCUGUAAUAGUUGAUUCUAGUUCUCCUCCGUCAGUCAAACGAAUGAGACUAUCACCUAGAGUUAAUAGUUCACUGACCAUUGCGAUUCCGACAAAGUUAGAUACCCCUGUAGUUAAACGAAAGACACCAAGGGGUCGCGAUGGUGUUGAAGAACGGAAAGUGGUAACACCGCACAGUAUUUUGAAGGUGAAGAGUUUAUUGAAUCAUACGGCGUCUAAAACAGAUGGUGAAUUUGAAGAUAAUUUCAAAGAAUUUGAAAAAAUUGAUUACACCCCUGUUCGAUUGUCACCAAAGAAAUCGGGUUUUGGUCUUUCCCCUCGCAGAUCUUUGCCGGUUGUUAGAUUCGAGGGUUUGAGAAGUUCUUCCUCAUUAGAAAAUACAGUAGAAUCAGUUAAAAUUACCCCAGAAAAGAUUUCCAUGUCUCCCGUUGUAAAUCUAGAGAAUUCUUCCAUUCAGUUAAACUCAUCGUCCAAAAACACAUCCACAGAGGACGAAGUUUUCUAUUCCCCAAAUGCUUCGUUUGAAGAAAAUGUUGAUAAAGAGAAGACACCUCCCAAAAUUAGUAAAAUUAAUGAAGAAAUAGCAGUUGAUGAAGAUAAAGCAGUGUCUUUGGAAGUCAGCGUUAAUAAUGACACACAAGAAACAAAAGAAAUAUCUGAAGAAAUAUUAAAACCGGGUCUUGUAUUUUCACCCACGAAAAGGAGAAGUUACAAACGGUCACUAGGACAAACAACUCCUGUCAGAUCGAGCCCUAGAUUGUCAAAGACUCCUACAUUGACAAAUGAUUCACUAGUGUCCUCUCCACGUCGCAGGUCUGUCCAAAAUAAAGAGUCAGUUGCAGUUUCAUUUGAAGAUUCUGUAAAAGAUAAUACGUUUUCGCCUGAAAAAACUGAAGAAAAAGACGAAUCAGUGACCGAGUCUCCAAAUUCUGUUUCUAUUUUACCUAAAUUGCGCCCACGGAAAUCUCUGUGCAGACAGGUUUUAGAAACGAAUGCUCUUAAUAGAGUUUUCAAUUCCCCACUGGAUUCUCCUAGAAGAAGAUCUAGAACUAUGGAAAGUUCUAAAGUUACGAAUAGUGAAGAAGUGACCGAAAAGGUUGUUUUAGAAUCGAAAAUCACGUAUAAAGAUGGAGAAGAAAUUCACCAUGCAAGUUUUUCAAAGAAACAUAAUUUGACUACAAGUUUCCUAGAAUCAGAUGUAGAUAGUUCAGAAGAUGUUAGUAUCGAUUAUGGCAGUGGCGAAGAGUUGACUUUGUCAGAUUCUAUGCAGAAAUAUAUAAAUAGCUCGUAUAAAGUAUCAUCUAGACGUAAUAGUUUGCAUCAAAUAUCAGAAAUAAAAGAAACAAGUUUACCAGAUUCACCUAGUAAAGACUUUAUUGCGGAAACUAGCGUACAAAACGCAGAAUCUUCCGUAGGAGACAUUAUGACGCACAGUGAUGAUAAUGACAAACCUAAUGAAAGUUUGGUGGAGAAAGCCACAGAAGAAAUUGAAGAACAUCACUACACAAUAGUUGAAGAUGCAAGUGUAACACAAGAGAAGAAAUUUGUUGAAGUUAGCAUUUCUGAGCCAGAUAGUACAAGCAAGUUAGAAGAAGAAGAUAUAAAUGACCACCAGUCUAAAGAUAUAAUGGAAGAUGAAAUUCUUCCUAACAAAAGCGUGACAUUUGAUGGUAAUUCUACUGCUAAUAACAGUAAAAGUAUUGUAUAUUCCGUUCUUGAAAGUACUGUGGACGCGUUUUCGAUGUCUUACGACGAAAGCGGCCCGAAGUUGUCCGAUUCUAUGAUACGGUGUAUAAAUGAUGAUGAAGAAAAAGAGCAAGACCCCGAGAAGACACAAAAUGACGAAAUUGAGGUUAUGGAUGUCGAUGAAGAGGUAGAAGUGGUUAAGGAAGACGACAAUAAUGUGCCUAAAGAUGCAAGUAAUGAAAUAGUGUACACCACGUUACAAAACAGUGAACUGAUUGAAGUAGAGAAAGGAGAAAACACAAAUGAGGUAGUGGCUGAGGAGUCUUCAAUUGGAAAAGAUAAGUCGGCGAAAGACACAGAAACGUUCGACGGUGAAUCUGACACCAAUAGACCGAUAGACCCAGAAAUGAACGUCUUCGAAAUUUCCGACGAUCUUAGUUUUAAUGAUGGUUUAAUAGUUGAAAAAGAAUUGACUCUUGAAGAGAACGAUCUGUGUUACGGACAACAAAAUACACUUGAAAAUGUUUUGGAAGAAAAUAUGAGAGCUGUAAGCUCGACUCCACUAAAUGCACUCGAAAACAACGUUUUUAAUGAAAGUUACGAUUCAGAUGAGGAAUCGGUUGCAGAAGAGGAAUCGGUUGCAGAAGAGGAGGAAGAUCAAGAAGAGCCACGGAUAGAUGAAGACAACGAUUCUAUAAACAAGGAAAUAAAUGAUGAUGAUAAGCAAGCAGAAAACGAAGUUAUUGAAAUUGGUAGUUCCAGCGAAGAAGAUAAAAGUGAUAAAAGCAGUGAGACGUCUGGUUCAUCAGAAAGUCAGAAUUCGUUCAAUGAAGAGGGAAGCGAAGAAGAGAAGCUUGAUGUGUCUUAUGAAAGAAAUAUUUAUGAUUCUGAAGAGUAUUCGAGUUCUGAAUCGAACGACGGACGCCAUUAUAGUGAAAUAAGUGAAAAUAGUGACGAUUAUCCAGUGGAAGAGGGUUGCGGAUUGUUCGAAGGUGACAUUGUUUGUGUUGAUGAUGAAGAAGAUGAAAGAAAUAAGAAAAGCGAAAAUAAAGUACCGGAACAAAUACAGGAAGAAAGAACAGAGAGCGAAAAUAGAAUCGAGGGAGAUUCAGAUGAACACAUACACAAAGAAAGUGAUGUUGAGAAAGACGAUAAAUUGUCAGACGAAGUUAUGGAAGAACAACUAGAAGUUACAGCUGAAGAUACUAACAGAAAAAUUAGUGACUGUGAAGAUAAAACAUCGCACACUGUUUCCACAAGUGAUGAUAAGAUUAUAACACAAUCAAACGACGAAGUAAUACAAGAAGAAAAUCCUACUCCAAUGGAUAAAGAAUCAUUUAAAGAAACCCCACAGGAACAAGAAGACACCGAAGUUCAGGAAUCUGAUACAAAAGAUGUUGACACAGAAGAUAAAAUUAUUUCGCACGACGCCUCUGCUAGAGAUGGUUUUGUAACUAAAUGCCCUGAGAAAGAAAUACGUAACGUUGAUGAAGAGAAAGAUACAGAGAAAAUGGAAAGUGCAAUAAAGAAUGCAGAAACUCCAUUAGGAGAAACAGAUAUUUCUGUUGAAAUGGAUGAUCUAAGUUAUUCUGUUUCUGAGGACAAAAUUAUUAGUGAGAAAGAUGAUAUGCAGCAGGGACCUUCAGACAAAGAAGAAAUAAAAGAUGUUGGAGACAGUUGUACAACAGAUAUAAAAGUAGCGGAAGAAAAGGAGAAACACGUACCAGAAGUCGAUCAGAAUAAAACACCUGAAAAAGACAACUGUGAGCUGAAAAUGGAUGUUCAGGAUACAGAAGUGUCUGAAACGACAAUCCACGAAGAGACAAAUGUAGAUGCCACCGCUUCUGGUCCAACAGAAAUUAAAUCUAAUUCAGAGAGAGACAUUUUAGAUAUAACUACGUCCGAGAAGGACAAAAGACCAAGAGCGCGUUCGGUUUCGGUCUCAAGUUCGACGUCUGCCAAAUCUCAAAGGGGUCGUCGCCAAAAAAGCGAAAGCGUCAGCGAAGAAAUUCCAAAGCAGCGAAUGUUAACGCGAAGAACUAGAGAUGUUUUGGAAACUUUAACUAGGAAGACACCCAAACGUGAACCUGACAUAAUUGAACAGUUAUUAAAAACGCCGGAAAGAACUCUCCGUUCGCGGCGGGUUAGUACGGAAGAACCCUCAACUCCAACUAGGACACUUCGAAAACGUAGUGCUUCUGUGGAAGACGCACUAAUUAACACCCCUGAGCCGUCGAAGGAAAAAGACUCCGCAGACAAGCGGAGGGGUCGUCGGGCAUCGUCCGUUUUAAAUUUACCGAAGAUUCCGGAAGAAGACGACAGCACCAAGAAGUCGAAAAGUGUUGUAGAAGGGUAUUCGAUGAACCGACGAAUGACCAGGCAACAGUUGACAAUGUUAAAAAAAAUGGAAGGUAUUGACUACAGUUUGGACUCUUUGGACCCCAUUGUUCUGUUGGAUAAAGUGCCAUUCGAAGGCAAACCAGACCCGGAAGAACAGAAAGUGUAUGACCAUUCGCCGUCAACCACGAACAGCGCGUCAAGUUCUCCUGUGAAACCUGCAAGGAGGUUGAGGUCGGCUUCACAGGCUUCUGAAACGUCGGACAGGUCCAAGAGUAAGACGCCUGUUCGUAGUGUCGGAAGGGCGAGGAAGAAGUCUGUUGAUGAAGAAAGUACGUCGAAAAGGAACCUCAAGGAUAUUAUUGAAAACGCAGAAGAGAACCUAGAUUCGUCAGAACCAAGAAUGACCAGAAGUAGAGCGAAGUCGGUGUCCUCAGUAAAUUCAGAUGAUUCAAGUAUUUCCGAGAACGUGAAGACCAGCAGAAACAAGAGACAAAAAAGGCUUUCCCAAAGUACGUUACCAAAAAUUCAAGAAGAAUCAACUAAAACAGAAAAAUCACCAGUACCGAAAAAGCGAACGCGAAAGAACAGUUCGCAAAUAUAAAUUUUCUUUUAAUUAUUUUUAUACACGUUUUUUUAGCUCUUGUGUAAUAAAUGUUUAUUUUCUUUUGUAUUCUCUUUGUGUAAAUAUUAUUCGAUUCUUUGUAAAUAU
Molecule: messenger RNA, 8353 nt
Organism: Zophobas morio
Lineage: Eukaryota; Metazoa; Arthropoda; Insecta; Coleoptera; Tenebrionidae
Gene: Elys
Product: protein ELYS
Exons: 25
Coding region: 182-8245 (2687 amino acids)
Source: RefSeq, a predicted model, not a curated record